Messenger RNA from Mirounga angustirostris (Northern elephant seal), 8183 nucleotides. RefSeq names its product large ribosomal subunit protein uL22-like. Gene Ontology annotation, molecular function: structural constituent of ribosome. Gene Ontology annotation, biological process: cytoplasmic translation. NCBI's taxonomy places the organism in Eukaryota, Metazoa, Chordata, Mammalia, Carnivora, Phocidae. The record is from RefSeq and is a predicted model, not a curated record. The coding region runs from base 58 to 561 and encodes 167 amino acids. Gene Ontology annotation, cellular component: cytosolic large ribosomal subunit; ribosome. The transcript has a single exon.
UUUUUUAAAAAGGUCAAUUUAUCUCUUCCCCUAAGUGGCCUGAGGUGACCUCUGAAAAUGGUUCGCUAUUCGCUUGACCCAGAAAACCCUACGAAAUCAUGUAAAUCAAGAGGUUCAAAUCUUCGUGUUCACUUUAAGAACGCACGUGAAACUGCCCAGGCCAUCAAGGGUAUGCAUAUCCAAAAACCCACCAAGCAUCUGAAAGACAUCACUUUACAGAAGCAUUGUGUGCCAUUCUGUCGCUAUAGUGGUGGAGUUGGUAGGUGUGCCCAGGCCGAACAGUGGGGCUGGGCACAGGGUCGGUGGCCCAAGAAGAGUGCUGAAUUUUUACUGCACAUGCUUAAAAAUGCAGAGAGUAAUGCUGAACUUAAGGGUUUAGAUGUUGAUUCUCUGGUCAUUGAGCACAUCCAGGUGAACAAAAUCCCCAAGAUGUGGCAUAGAACGUAUAGGGCUCAUGGUUGGAUUAACCCACACAUGAGCUCUCCCUGCCACAUUGAGAUGAUCCUUACUGAAAAAGAGCAGAUUGUUCCUAAAUCAGAAGAGGAGGUUGCACAGAAGUAAAAGAUAUCCCAGAAGAAACUGAAGAAACAAAAACUUAUGGUCCAGGAGUAAAUUCUGCACAGAAUAAAUGCAAAUAAAAAUAAAAAGAGGGGAAAAAAAAGGUCAAUUUAUCAGAAAGGUAUAAAAAUUUUAAAUGUCUGUGUACCUAAUAACAGAGCUGCAAUAGACAUGAAACAAAAAUGGACAGAUGAGAGGCAGAAACAGACAAUUCCAUCAUCAUAGAAGGAACUUAUAACAACCCUCUCUAAAUAAUUGAUAGAACAACUACAUAAAAUAUCAGCAAAGACAUAGAUGAUCAACCAUUAGUCACUCUGAUCUAAUUGAUAUUUAUAGGACAUACACCCACAAAUGCAAAAUACAUGUUCUUUCCAAGUGUACAGGGAAUAUUCAAUAGGAUAGAUUAAGUGCUGGGCCAUAAAACAAGUCUCAGUAAAUUUUUAAAAAUUAAAAUCAUAUAGGAUAUGUUCUUUGAUUUUAAAAAUGGAAUUAAGGGGCGCCUGGGUGACUCAGUUAAGUGUCUGACUCUUGAUCUCGGCUCAGGUCAUGAUCUCAAGUUCGUGAGAUUAAGCUCCAUGUCGGGCUCUGUGCUCAGUGUGAAGCCUGCUUAAGAUUCUCUCUCCCUCUCCCUCUGUCUCUCCCCACUGCUCCUGCUCUCUCUCUUUCUCUAAAAAAAAGUAAAUUAAAAAAAUUAAAAAAGGAAUUAAGUUAGCGAUCAAUUGAGAAUAAGAUAAUUAGGAAAUCCUCAAAUACUUGAAAUUAAGCAACCUCCUUCUAAAUAAUUCAUGAAUCAAAGAAGAAAUCACAAGGGGAAUUACAAAAUAUUUUGCCCUGAAUGUUAAUGAAAAUACAGUAUGUCAAACUUUGUGGGAUACAGGUAAGCAGUGGUUAGACGCCAAUUUACAACUUUAAAUGUUUACACUGGAAAAUAAAAAAAGACCUAAAAUUAAUUAUCUAAAUUCUCAUCUUAACAAGCUGGAAAAAGAAGAGCAACAAAAACCCAGUAUAAAUGGAAGAACAAAAUUAUGAAGAGCAAAAAUCAGUGAAAUAGAAAAUAGAGAAAAUCACUAAAAGCAAAAAACUAGUCUUUUCAAAUAAAAUUGGAUUAACCUCUAGCUAAGGUGAUCAAGACAAAUUACCAACAUCAAGAUUAAAGGAGGGUUUAUCAUUAUCCUUCAGACAUUUUAAAAGGAUAAUAAAGAACCUUAUGCUAAUAAACCUGGCAACUUAGAUGAAAUGGACAAAUUCCCUGAGACACACAAAUUACCAAAACUGACCCAAGAAAAUCUGGAGAAUUUGAAUAGCCCUGUAUCAAUUAUGAAAAUUAAAUUUAUAAUUAAAAACUUUCCCAUAAAGAAAACUAGAAGUUCAGAUGGCUUUGCUAGAGAAUUCUCUCAAACAUUAUGGAAGAAAUAAUACCAAUUCUACACAAAACUCUUUUUGGAAACGUCACAGGAGAUAACACUUUCUAGGCCAGCAUUACUCUGAUAUUCAAGCCAGACAAUCCUAUUACGAAAAAGAACAGAGCUUACUGACAUAGAUGUAAAAGUCCUUAAUAAGAUUUUACCAAAUCAAUUUCAACAACAUGUUUAAAGGAUAAUACAUCAUGAGCAAGUGGAGUUUAUCUCAGGAAUUUAAGGUUGGCUCAACAUCAAUCAAUGUACUUUAUUAUUUAUUACAUCAACAGAACAAAGUAGAUGGACCAUAUGAUCAUUUCAGUAAAUAUAGGAAGAACAUUUGAAAAUAUUCCAUACCCAUUGAAGAGAAAAAUACUCAGCAAACGAAGAAUAAAAGGAAACUUGUCAAGCCGGCCAAGGGCAGCUACUAAAAUUCAAGGCUAAAAUCAUACUCAUACUCAAAUCAUGAACGAGGCACAGAUGCCUGCGUUCAUCACUCCUAUUCACCAUUUACUUGAAGCCCCAGCUAGUACAAUAAAGUAAGAAAAAAUAAUAAAAGAUACGCAGUUUGGAAAAGAAAAAGUGAAACUCUUUCUGUUUCAGACAACAUGAUUUUUCAUGUAGAAAAUUCUAAGAGACUUACCAAAAAGCCACAAGAACUAAUAUGUGAAUUUAGCCAGAUCACAGGCUAUAUGGUCAACAUGAAAAAUUAAUUUUAUUUCUAUAAUUAGAAAUCAACAAUAAGAAAAAUGAAAUUAAGUAAACAACCCCACUAAAAAAGCUUAAAAAUAGAAUAAUGAAUAAAUUUAACAAAAUAAAGUCAAGACCUAUACACCAAAAACAGCAAACACUAUGAAGAGAAAUUAAGAGUUAAAUGGAUAGAUAUACAUGUUCAUGGAUUGCAAAAUAACAUUGUUAAGGGGGUAGUUCUUUGAUUAAUAGAUUCAGUACAUUUUCAAUCAAAAUUAUAGCAGGAUUUUUUGAAGAAAUUUAUGAGCUGAUUCUGAAAUUUGAAUGGAAAAGCAAAGGAGCUAAAAUAACCAAAAUAAUUUUGGAAAGGAAGGGCAAGGGUGGUCUUUUACUACCUGAUUGCAAGAUUUACCAUGAAACCACAAUAAUCCUGACAAGUGUGAUAUUUGUGUACUGAGAGAUCUAUAGACCAAUGGAACAAACUGGAGGAUCCAGACAUAGAACCAUACAUAUAUCUUUGACAGAGGUGCCAAAGUAAUUCAAUGAAGAAAGGAUCAUCAUUUCAAUAAAUCGUGUGGGAGCAAAUGGGUAUCUGAAUAGAAAGAAAACAAACUUCAGCACUCUUUUCCUCCACACAAAAAGGUUAACUUGAAGUGGACCGUAGACCUGAAUAGAUGAGCUAAAACUAUAAACUUCUGGAAGAAGACAGAGAGAAAACCAUGUGAUGUUGGGUCAGCCAAACAUUUCUUAGAUAAGACAGAAAAAGCAUGAACCAUAAAAAAAAAAAAAGCACAACAAAUAACGAUUACCUUCAUCAAUAUUAAAAAAUUUUGCCCAAAUGACACAGUUAAAAACAAACCAAGCAAAUGCAGAUCAGACUGAGGGAAAAUAUUUGCAAAUAAUUUAUUUGACAUUAUAUCCAGAAUAUAUUAACAUCUGUUUUAACUAAUAUUAGGAAGGCCAUCAACCCAAUUUUUAAACUGGCCAAAGAUUUGAAUAGACAUUUCAUAAAGGAAAAUGUAUUAAUGGCCAACAAGCACAUAAAAAAUGAUGAACAUCUGUACCCGAUGGGGAGCACGAAGUGUCACUACACAUCCACGAGAAUGGCUAAAAUUUGAAAUUCUGAAAAUAUUAAACACUGGCAAGGAUUUAGAACAGCUAUAAUUCACACAUUGCUGGUAGGAAUAUCACUUUGGAAAACUGUGCCAGUGUCUUAUAAAGAUAAACAUACACUCAUUAUAUGACCUGGCAAUCCUAUUGGUAACUAUUUAUCCAAGAAAAAUGAAAGUCCAUGUCCACACGAGAUUUGUAACCAAAUGUUCUUGAUAGCACUAAUCAUAACAGCCCAAAAUUGAAAAUAACCUAAAUGUCCAUUGACUGGGGAAUGGAUAAAUACUAUGGACCACUACUCUACUCAGUGAUAAAAAGGAACAAAAUAUGAUACACACAUGACAUGGAUGAAUUUCAACAAGAACAUGUUAAGCAAAAGAAGUCAAACAUGGGACUUCCGAGGAAGAUGGCAGAGUAGGAGGACCUUAAGCUCACCUCGUCUCACAGAUACAACUAGAUAACACACAUAUCCAUGUAAAAAGCCCAGAAAAUGACCCAAAGACUGGUAGAACAGACUCUCCCUAGCUAACCAGAGAGAAGAGGCAACAUCCAAGAGGGUAGGAAGGAGGGAGACAUGAUCGAGAGCCAAGUGGAGCUGUGGGACUGACCCGGGGAAGGGAGGGAUGUUUUGGGUGCAGAGAGGGAAGGGAGCAGACUCCCACCCUCGGGAUCCUAGGCACAGAGGACCAGCACAGGGUCCAACAUAACCACAUAACAUGUGGUUUUGGAAACCAGAGAUUGUAAAAUUGGACUUUAAAAAGAUCCAUUAUAUGUGUACUGACACUGAAUCUUGCCUUCAGAUGAUAAACUGACCCCUUCUCACCACUUCCACACCCAUCACCUUGGUCUAAGCCGCUGUCCCAUCUCCCUGAACUACCAUGGUGGCCUUUGAACUCUCUGCUCCUACGCUUGGUCCUCUGCAGUCUACUUGUCACAUGACAGGCAAAAAGGAUGCUUUUAAAAAAGGUUAAGUCAGAGCCCGCCACUCCACUGCUCAGAACCCUACUUCUGAGGUGCCCAACUCACUCAGGAAAAGAGCCCAAAGUACUGUUACCACAGCUGACAAGGCUCUAGGUGGUCAGGCCUGUCACUUCCUGCCAUUGUCUCUGCUCACAUAUUGGCUUCCCUGCUGGUUCUGAGUAUGUCCUGCAUACUUCUACACAAAGUCUUUGUUCUUGCCCUUACCCGUGCUCUGGGCUGCUCUUCUUCCAAGUACCCACAGCACUUAGAGACCUGACGUUUAAAUCUGGGCCAGAGUGAGUCCUGAUGUGGCAAGAAAGCAUCUCGGAGAUGAUGUUGCCAUCCCGAACUGCCCCAUGCCUCCCCGGUGUCUUAGGACUCUGUAUCUUUGGAGGUUUGAUACUAGGUGAGAUCUCUCAUUCUGGCGAAUCUGAUUUGACAAUACAACCCUUUGUGUUUCGUCUGUGGUGUUCAACAUAAUCUGAAAUUACUGAUUUACUUCUGUCUUAAAACUCCCUUCUGUCAUAAAAACACCUUGAAGGCAAGGUUUUAUGCUUUGUACAUCAGUGCAUCCUUAGCACCGAGAACAAAGCCUGACAUAUUCUGGUUCGAGGAGCUGCUCUACUGUUUCCUGUGGGCUGAGCAAUAUUCUGGUUAUAAUUACGGUUCUUACACUGUCUCUUCUUGCUCUUGCAAAACCUAGUAUCAGAAUAGUGGAAAAUUCAGGCUUGCAAAGCACUGCAGACAUACUUGAGAGAAGAGUUUUACAAUAGAUCUGAUUCAUGGGCUCAAAAAUUCCAAGUUUCCAGUAGUAAAAGUAAUUAAAAACUAUUGCAAGCUGGUAAUCAUUCAUCUAUCAAAAAAUUAUCAAGCAUUUACCACAUGCCAGGUACCAGGCAUUCAGAGACACAAGAACACUGAAAAAACUCCAUCCUAAUUUGGCUCAAGAUAGUUUCAAACACUUUAAAAUUGUGAACAUCAAAAAUUUAAAUACAUAGGCAUUUAAAUAUUUGAGAUUGUGUUCAGUCCCAUUCAUUUAACUAAAUGAAGAAACUCACCCACAAAUGAAUGUUCAGUUGCAUUUUCUGUGGUCAAUGAUUUAAUGUUAAAUUAAUAGUGGUGAGAAGCCUUUAUGAUUUCAACGUGUUCAAUAUUCCCUAGUAACCAGCUAAAACAAUGUAAUGAUUCUACUGAGUCAUUUCCUGCAUUUUUCAUCUUGGAUGAAAAAUAUCAUACCACACCAGACAUACCACAAGCCCCAGAGGUCCCAAAUCACAGUUUCUCAUUAUUUUUAAUUGGUUAAGUAUUCUCAGAAAUUUUUAUCUUUGAAACUUCAGAAAUGGCUGUCUAGUUAGUAGGGUAAAAUCUAUAUAAUCCACACACUUGUAAAGUGGCCGUGUCCAUCUGUCUGAACCAUAACUGCAUCAUCCUGGUUCCAGAUAAGCCCUGAGAUGUCACAGCAUUCAGAAUCCAACUGUGCCAAGCUUCUCAGAGAUUGGGAAAGGGUGAGGUAAUUAUGUUCUGGUUUUGAAGUAGCAGGUGAUGUGAAACAUUGUUGUCCGCUAUUUUUCCUGAGCACCCUGGCAUUGGAGAAGGUGGGAGAAGGUAGUAGAUCUGUUCUAAUUUGUGCUGAUGUUAGAUGCUGGAGUUAAAGAAUUGUAGACUGAUUGGGGCACCUGGGUGGCUCAGUCGGUUAGGCAGUGGACUCUUGAUUUUGGCUCAAGUCAUGAUCUCAGGGUCCUGGGAUCAAGCCCCGCCUCGGGCUCUGCGCAUUCAGUAGGGAGUCUGCUUGUCCCUCUCCCUCUGCUCCUCCUCCUGCUCUCUCUCUCAAAUAAAUAAAAUCUUUAAAUAUAAAAAAAUAAAAAAGAGCCGUAGACAAAGAGGUACUUUGGAGAUUACCUGGUGAUGGCUACCAGCCAUGACUUCCGAAUGGAAAUAGGUAAAUGGGGGGAGGGGUGUUGAGGGGAUUGUGUUGUACAAGGAAAAUAUCUGUAGUUAGAAGAAAAACACUAAAUGGUGCUAAAGCAGCGAUCAGCAGCAGGAAACAAAACCCAGGGAAAUCUAUAAAAGUGGUUUUCCCUCUCACAUAAAUACAUAGUAUUUAUGAAUAAAUGCAUUUCAUAAUUUUAUAUAAAACAGCCAUAACAGGAGAUUAAUACAAGUUUUUAUUUCAAAUUUUUAUUGUAUAUAAGAAAUAUAGGAAAUUUUUAAAGAGAUAGAGAAAAAUCCUUUCCAAUAAUACAUCACCUUAAUAUGACCAUUGUAAUAUUUUAGUGCACUUCCUUCCAUAUUAUUUUCCUGUGCAUGUUUUCAACAUGACUAUAAUCUUAUAGUUAGUUUAGCUGGAACCCCUUGACUUCUUCCCCCCACAAGAGGAUAAAAUAGGGAAAUUAAUGGCUUGACAGCCACCAAUUCCCUCAUAGCUCCAAGGUGUAGAAACUCACAGUUGGAAGGGACAUUAUCAAUUAUCUGGUUUAGCCACCUGUUGGUUCUUAGCAUCUCUGAUGGUCUAGCUGAGAGAUGAUUCAAACUUUUUUUUUGAUACUUAUAUUAAUAAGGGACUUCUAACCUGAAAGAAUCACAUAUCCUAAUUUUUGUACAACAGCCUCUGCAAUGUUUGUAGUAAAUAAAUUUUCUAAAGUAGGUGACUUUUUAAAUUUUCCAUUUGGGGGCGCCUGGGCGGCUCAGUUGGUUAAGCGUUGUACUCUUGAUUUAGGCUCAGGUUAUGAGCUCAGGGUCCUGGGAUUGAGCCCCUCGUCGAGCUCCGCACUGAGUGUGGAACCUGCUUAAGAUUCUCUUUCCCUCUCCCUCUGCCCCUCCUUGCUCAUGCUUGCUCUCUCUCAAAAAAAAAAAAAAAAAAAGAUUUUUCAUUUGUAAAGGUAAUUUUUUUUGGCAAAUGCCAAUGAAUUUUUGUUAUUAUUUUAUUCCAUCCAAGGUAGAGAAGUAUUUUCUAAAUUGUCCUGUUUUCAUUUUGAAACAUGAUUUAUGUCAAAAUUUGAAUAUGUUAUUUAGAGUCUAACUUGAAAUAUCUCAUAGCUUUUUUUUUUUUUUUUUUUUUUUACUACAAAUAGUUAAAAAAUGGUAUGUAUAUCUUAUUUGGUGACCUGGAACUAGUUGAAAUGUAGGUGCUUUAUAAACCAUCUUAACUACUGAUACUAUCUUGCGUUUGUGAAGCAUGAAAUGGUUCAAUUUAUUGACUGAGGGUUGUGUCAGUGGGGAGAAAUGAAUUUUCACUGCGUGUUUUAUUGCACCUACUCAGUGAGUUUGGCAUUAAAAUAAAUAAUGCUUUAAUGAGAAAACGGUUGGCCUGAUGAUUUCACUGUGGGAAUGGGGGUAAAGAACUCUGGGCCGUGGUCCUCUCAAAACACCUGACCCAAUGACAGACAAGGUGGGCACUUCACCUCCAGUGCCCGAUUCUGCAGAAGCAAAACAGAUUGAGAAAAUGGACUUUUGCCAAGGUGGAGUGAG